AGAAUUUGACUGGUAGGGAACAAGAGGAAGAACACGUCGAGCAGAACCGCAAGUAAAAGCUCGCUGUAUUACAUCGUCCGCCCACCAAUUCCUAAUCCUACGACAGAAGAACUAUGACCGCGGAAAGCUUUCUUCCGCCGAGCGCCGUACUCGGCACGGCACCUGGCGCGCACAACUCCGACGAAGACCACUUUCAGUACGACUCUGUGACCUUGCAGCUCGACAAAGUUGAGUUCCACCCAGAUUUUCUCGCCGCGCAGACGUCCACUUCUCUGUCGGAGCAUUUCUCGUGGGCCAUGUACGACGCCAGUAGUAUCACAUCAACGACAUCAUCCAACUGCUUCCUCUCCCCUCGUCCCGUGGAGCUGAAUGUGAAGCUGACCGUGCAGAAAAUCGUCCAGAAAACGGCCCACGUCGUGUUUAUUUCUGCGUCUAGCAAUAGUAGAAUCACGCAACAGAGUCAAACUUCCGCAUCCGUGCCACGGCGCUGCUUUGGGACCGUCAGUUUUGAUGCAAACAGUGCACAGCAGGACAUUCAACUGAAUGAAGAUUUCAGUAUCGGGGAAGAGGUUUUCGCGAUGUACGGAGAUCACACAGCAAACCGGUUUUUCCGCGCGCAAAUCUCCCGCAUUCGACAAGGUAAGGACUCGAGCAGUGAUGUCCAUUUUGACAUCCAGUGGCUGCGGCCGCGGCACCACACACCGAAAACGGCGACAGGGACGAAUUUGUCCUUUGCGGAGCAGGAACUGGAGACAUCUGCACCGGAUCCACUUGACUACGUCAUGAACCACCGAGAACUGGACGACACGGUUUUCAUGGUAAAUCUCCCCAGGACGAAGCUGAAGCGGCUGGACGCUUCGAGUAAUUCUCACGCGUGCGGCAUGGUCAGGUUUAACGUGAUCACCGGGGCCCCGAGGUCGGGCCGGGUAUCGCGCGGCGCAGCGAGCUUUCCGACGACUGGCGGCCUUGUUGCCGGUAAUUAUUACGCAGAAAUUUGUGCUGUUGGUUUUUCUUUUUCAUGCUGUUGUCAAUGUUCUUUUGAACGACAACGAUAGUUCAAAAAGAUUUUUUUCAAGAACGUUUAUCUAUGAUUAGUUGAAACAGUUUGGAUGAUAUUCCAUUUUUUUUGACGACCGUACACGACUCUACACCAGGUUCGACCGAGUUUUCGCGCCGACAUGGAGCAGUUCAACCUGGAGGAGCUGCUUCCACAAACAGCAUGCGGGUUUCUCCGUCCUCCUCGCCAAACCAGCAAAGCAGUACGACUUCCAGUGUCGGAGUACAGCAAUUCAAAAGUUCCUUCUCGACCACAACGUCCCAAGCUGCACCCUCCAGCAUUGGCGCCGAUCGGUCGUACGACUCCGCACCAGGGGUUCAGCAUCACAGCAACUCCUCUGGCACCGAAUCAGGAGAGCACGGCGCCAACCACGGGAGCAACUUCGUGACCCCGUCGAGUAGUAAAGACGCCGCUGCUCCUCCAGCCUGUUUCGCGCACGGAGACGCGAAACAGCAGGCCGGGGUGCUGCGCUACGUGUAUGAUGGAGAGCAUGACGACCAAGCACAAUUUUUGCCACGACUCUUACCGUCCCCGGAAAAUGGAGAGUCUUCAUCUGCAGGCGGUUUAUACCCCGGAAAAACGUCGUCGAGUUCUUCUUCUUUACUGAAAACCAACGCGUCGCUGCGAGGGCCACCACCCGGGUGGACGACCAUGAACAAUAAGAAUAAACAAUCUUCCUCCAAAACCAAAACCAAACCCUUCACACACUUGGGUCGUAGAGUAUGGCGUUCUCAAACGUUACAUUCUCAGUUGUUACAUGGAUUUGUCAUGCAGAACUACCACCAUCAACCACAAGAUCAAGCUGCUUCGCAUGACAAAUUUGAGAAGGGCUAAACAGCAGCUAAAUCUGCGCGGGAUUUGUAAUGCAAUUUUUGCAAUCUUCUAACUUGUACUUUUGCCAUUCUUGCAUGACAAAUUUCCCGUAACAGUUGAGAAUGUAACGUUUGAGAACGCCAUAUAGAGCGAACUUUGACGAGCUGAAAGCGCUGGCGUUGCUCCGUGCCGGCGACGCAGUGCCGCACGAGGACCUCCGGGAGGCGCUUGCGUGGACGUAUCAAAUGCAAAUAUGUCUGGGUCUGGAAAGUUGGAACUUGUAAUGCUGGCCUUGCAUUCCUGUGAAAUCUGUAUUGCAUGACCACAAAAAUGGCAGCCUCUCAUGUCAUACAAAAAUGCAGGUUCUCAUGCGGAGUUCGUAUCGGAUGAAAGCGUUGUGCAGACUUGUAAUGCAGCUUUCCGGCAUGAGGAAGUGUUUUCAUCGUGCACAUUUUAGCAUCACAAAUUUCCAGACGCAGACAUAUUUGGACUUGAUAGGACGCUGCGCACGCUGAUUUCGGUGCGGGAGAAUCACGAUGCGCAGUUGGCGGAACUGGAAAACAAGCAGCGGGAACUGUUCGGACGGUUAGGGAGAUAUGAGACGGAAUACGGCACGAGUUCUGCUCUUCCUAUCCCCUACUACGACAGCGCCAGCACACCGAAACAGCAAAAAGGUGGGGCACUUGUUCUAACCUCGCAGAACAACAACCCGCAAUUCUUCUCAACGACAGGAGGACCACCACCACCACCACAUGUAACAGCUUCCCAGCAACCUCCUGCUGCGAGCAAGUACCUUUUUCAAAGCAGGGCAGCGGCCGGUAGUACAGCAACCACUACCACGUCGAGCAAGCCAGCGACACCGACAAGCAACUUAGCAAGUGCGGGACACCAGCACCAGCAGUUUCAGAGCCAAUUUCAACUGCGAACGAGUAGUAGCCGCUUCGGUGGCCCGACUUCAUCUGGGGUUCUUGCCGGUGCGGAAGCCUCAAGUGUGGUCAACUAUCAAGCGGUAUCAAAUGCAAAAAUGUCUGGGUCUGGAAGAUUCUGACACUUGUCACGCACGUUUUGCAUGAGCCAUGAUGUCUGUGAUGCAUACCCUAGCAAUACAGAUUUUCUGCGGGCUUCUUGAUGCCUAUUCCGCAUGACAAAUGCCUUCUCAGCGUAGCAAAAAUUGUAUUCCCUUUGGUACUCAUGCAAUGCAGAUUUUUUUGGAAUCCAAAUGCAGCAUCACAGGUUGCAUUCUUCCAGACCCAGACAUUUUUACAUUUGAUAAGCGGGGGGAACUGCUGCUCACCAGCCCCAGGCAGUGCAGCUGUUUUACCAGACGCCGGCUUCCUCGGCGGGUUCCAGCAAGGAGACAAAUGCUUCAACUUCUGGCCAUCAGGGAAACAACAGUGCCUCAUCCCAAUUCACAACUAUCUCCGGGGACUUGCUUCGUGAGCAACUGUACAGUGCGAUGAGCAGUUCAACAUCUUCUUCGGGUACAACGUCUCAGCGGCACCAGCAGGCCCAGCAGCCUCUACCGUUGAACCUGAACGCUGGUUCUACCGUGAACAUCGCCGGGGCCAAGCCGAGCUCCUUCAGUGCACCCGCGUCGAAGGAAACCACGACGACGACCGGGCCGAAUGGGAACUUGAUCAUAACCACCACUAUGCAUUGCAAAUAUAAUGUCUGGAUCCGUGGGAACUUGUGAUGCAAGUCUGCGAGUGAUGGGCGCGCUUGAAUAUGCAGCCACGCAUGACAAAUUUUUAAAGCUGCAGCUUUGUGUUGCGUAUUCCCCACGGCAAAGUGCGUUUUUGCAUGACAGGCAAGAGGUACUACUCGUGCGCGUGCAUCACAGACCUCAGAGUCAUGCCAUCCAAGCAUGACAAAAAAUCUUGCAAUCUUCCCGACCCAGACAUGUUUGCACUUGAUAACCACGACCGUGCGGGAACCGCAGAACCCCUCGGUGUCUUGGAACCAAAUCUUUCAAUCCACAGCUCCUUCUGGGGCCGCUGGCGGGGUGGGACCUGCAACAGCGGAGCACCUGGUGUGAGAGGGCUAGCACGGUGCUACGGAGUUUGAGAUGAUAGUGAGAACCUCUACUUCCUUGUAGGACCAUUUUUUACAGAUUUUACAAACAUAAAUCAACCUCUGUACUAUUGAUUCACUUUGCUUAUGCUUCUGAAAAUGUACUACAGAUGAAAAAAUAUGAGCAAUUUUUUCGUGCACGAGCAGUAUGUCUUUAUUUCACCGCCUGCCUUUGUGAGAAAGAGAUACAUCACGACUAUGCUAUAUCUAGCCGCUUGCAGCUUGUACUAAAAAUUGCAUUUGUUGGUCUUUGCUACUACAACAUCCCGUGUCGCAGCACAACAACCUCCCAUGUGUGGAUGGCGAGCGUGG
Molecule: messenger RNA, 4252 nt
Organism: Amoebophrya sp. A120
Lineage: Eukaryota; Dinophyceae; Syndiniales; Amoebophryaceae
Source: the annotation of a GenBank genome assembly